Colletotrichum truncatum is the source of this 654-nucleotide messenger RNA. RefSeq lists its product as uncharacterized. NCBI's taxonomy places the organism in Eukaryota, Fungi, Ascomycota, Sordariomycetes, Glomerellales, Glomerellaceae. The record is from RefSeq and is a predicted model, not a curated record.
AUGAUUUUGACCGGGCCUGGAUUUGGAGACUCGUUCGUUCCCGCCAGGCACGGCAAUCUUACGGGCAAAGCUGCUUGUCCAUCUGCCCACAAUAGGUGCUUGCCGUUGGAAAUCCCGGAAUGGCUUGUCAAUGCUCAUAGAUCUCGUAGCUGUGCGGGUAGAAUGCAUAUUUUUCUUCUCGGUAUAAGAUCCGAAGCAACUUCCUGUCUGCAGUGUUUGUCUUUCCUCAUCAUCACCACACAACAGCAACAACAUUCAACAGAGUCUCGACUCAAAAACACAACUCUCAACUCCAUCCUUUGUACGAGUGUAUCAUUAAAAGCCUCUCUCCUCAACACUUCAAAAGUCUACUCGACUCCUUUUCACAAAACCCACACAUCACUCAAAAUGUCUCCCGCCUUCGCCGCCCGCACUGCCGCUCGCAUGGCCAUUCAGCGCAGACAAUUCUCUCUCCUGACCAACAUGCGCAAUGUUGCCCGCUCAUUUGAGCCUCAUCCCUUCCAGAGAAUGUCCCAGACCGGCGUUCAUGCCAAACCUUUCUACGGCGCCAUGAUCCAGAAGCGUCUUGUAACUGCCGCCAUGUUCUUCCCCCUCGCCAGCUUUAUCCUUGGCUGGCCCUACCUCACUUACCUGCUGUUCGACGGCCGCAUGUAA